ACACCUUAUACAUACUAUUUAUUACUAUACAACCUCCUCUACAAGCAUCUUAAGCCCAACAUACAGUACUUGUAUAGAAAGACAUUUUUACGAGAAACGCUUUUUUUGUCAUCAAAUCAUGACCGAAAACAUCAAAGCCCACAACGACAACGAAGAACACGAUCAAGCCCCCAACAACACAACUCCAACAGACACCUUGCCGGAUAAAAUCAACAAUGUGGAAUUGGGAAGUGAAGAUCAAAAAGGAUUGCUUUCUCCACUACUGGACCCGAUAGGCCAAGGCCUUCAGAACGUCCUCUCGCCACUGGGUAAUCUGAUAGGAGGAAUCGGGAAUGGGAUGGCGGCGUGUACGACACGGGAUCAAGAAGGGAAGGAAAAUAGGGGAGAUGGUGGUUAUGAGAAGUUUGGCGGGAAGGAACAGAAUGGGGGAAAUCCUUUGGGGUUGUAGUUUAGAUGGAGGAGGGCAAGGGGAGUAUGCACAAAAGGCGGGUCUCAACUCUUCGUAUGGAUUCUCUUUUUUGUUCUUACUUGCCUUCCGCCGUAGACGGUUGAAGAACCCCCCCGCCGCUUCAUUGUGUUGCGCGUGGAUCUGUUUAUUGAUGACUUGGGUGGGUUGGGAA
This is a messenger RNA of Aureobasidium pullulans EXF-150, 620 nucleotides long. RefSeq lists its product as uncharacterized. Lineage: Eukaryota; Fungi; Ascomycota; Dothideomycetes; Dothideales; Saccotheciaceae. The transcript has 2 exons. The record is from RefSeq and is a predicted model, not a curated record. The coding region runs from base 119 to 448 and encodes 109 amino acids.